Molecule: messenger RNA, 729 nt
Organism: Phytomonas sp. Hart1
Lineage: Eukaryota; Euglenozoa; Kinetoplastea; Trypanosomatida; Trypanosomatidae
Source: the annotation of a GenBank genome assembly
AUGUGGACGGAGUGGCUGGUGCGGGACUGCCUGGGAGGCUUGGACCCGGCGAGGCCCUUUCACGUGCUGGACUUGUGUUGUGGGACGGGGUGUGUGGGGGUGGCGAUCGCCAAAAAGGUCCCACCGGCGCGCGUGUGGGGGGUGGAUAUCCUGCCAGAGGCCGUCCAGAUGAGCCAGGAGAACGCGCGGCAGAAUGGAAUCCCCGACACACGCUACACGGCGCUUCAAAGCGAUUUUUUUGCGUGCUUUAUGGCAACCGAAAUCAAGGCGGGGGAGGGGUCUUUGGGGGACACCUCAGUGCCUUGUGAGGGUCCUACAAAGGAUCGGGCCGAUUCUCAACCACGCAAGAUGCAAAUCGCGGAUGCAUACCGCCAUUCUUUUGAUCUUAUCGUUUGUAAUCCGCCCUACGUGCUGCCCGCGCAGUACGACGCCUUGCCAUUGACUAUUAAGCGUUGGGAAUCAAGACUAGCGUUGGUUGGAGAUGCCCGCCGCGAAUCGAAGCAGUAUUUGUAUUUUAAAGAGCUCUGCGAAUAUGGUGUGGAGAUGUUAAAACCAGGACGUUCAAAUGAUACCGCACUGCGUGAAGUUCCCAAUUUAGUAGUGGAGGUUGGGCUCCAAGCCGAGGUUGUGGCAUCGUUGAUGGAGAUGAGCAAGCUGUGGGAGAAUGUGAAGGUCCACCUCGACUACGCACAGCAGCCACGCUGGAUUACCGCAACUUCCACUCAUUAG